ACUCAUUCUUCAGCCAAUAGAAGAAAUAUAAUAUGAUAGUAUUAAAUUGCUUGAAAUGCUCAAGUUUCAUGUUCUUUGUUUCUUAAUCCAAAAGCUAGACUUCAGCUCCUAGCUGUUUAUCUGAAUAUAUAAAUGGGAGUAUUGGGAAUUGGGAUAGCAAAAAUGAUCAGUUCAUCAAACAGGAAUUUGGUAACUUUUUCUUGUAUAAUCGCUUACUUUGUUGCCAAAAACUAUUCUGUUUCUGGGGCUAAAGAUACGCUAGGAGUUAGUGAAUCAUUGAAAUUGCACAAUGGAGAGAUCUUGGAGUCCUCUAAUAAACGUUAUCGGUUCUUGAGCGACCAUUCUUCUUCAUUCUUGGUAAUUCAGUUCGUGUAUUUGAAUCAUUCAAUCAAUGUCUGGGCUGCCAAUAGUUAUCUGGCUGCACCAGCCAGGCCUCGAAUUUCAGCCAUAACCAUGAAUGAAAGCGGAAGGCUAGAGGUUUAUGGCCGCGGAAAUUCAGAUGCUGCAGUAUUCACUGUGAAUGCUGAACAGAAAGUUAUGAUUGGCAAGACUAGAGCAACUCUGCUUGAUAACGGGAACUUAGUUCUGAGAUCAAGAUCUGGGCAUACUGUUUGGCAAAGCUUUGAUUAUCCUGCUGAUGAUACAUGGCUAUCAUCUGGAAUGAAACUUGGGAUUUCUCUGUUGAGCCAGAGAAGUACAACCUGCUGCCUGCAGCGUGCUGCUUCUGGCCCUUCACUUGCUCCUUCCCCUGGUUCUCCUUCAUUUCCUGUUGGCCCUUCACUUGCUCCCGCCUCUGGCUCUCCUUCAUUUCCUGUUGGCCCUUCACCUGCUCCCGCCCCUGGCUCUCCUUCAUUUCCUGUUUCUCCUUCAUUACCUGCCGGCCCUCCCAGUGGAAAAAAGAAAUCGAAGAAUUUAAGGGUGAAGUUAUAUGUUGUUGGUGCUGCCGUAGUGACUUUUCUAGGAGCUCUUGCAUUACUUUUCUGGUGUUGCAAAUUGAGAAAUAGAAAAGGUAACCUUAGAAAAUUCAUGGGUCCAGAAAGGCCAGAUCUUGAUGACAAAGGGGACGAUGAAUCACUGUUCUUCAGUUUUACAAGCAUAGAAAUUGCCACAGAUCAUUUUUCUGAGGAAAACAAACUUGGUCAAGGAGGAUUUGGUCCAGUCUACAAGGGUAAACUGGUUAACGGGCUAGAGAUUGCAGUUAAAAGAUUGAAUAGAAUGUCAGGACAUGGAAUUGAACAAUUCAAGAAUGAAGUCAAAGUGAUCUCAAAGCUGCAACAUCGAAACCUUGUUAGACUUUUGGGCUCUUGCAUUGAGAAAGAAGAGCGUUUAUUGGUAUACGAGUACUUGCCGAAUAACAGUCUGGAUUCAGUACUUUUUGAUGCAGCAAAGCGGAAUAUAUUGGAUUGGAAAAGAAGGUUGAAAAUCAUUGAAGGAGCAGCUCAGGGGCUUUUGUACCUCCACAAGUAUUCUAGAUUAAAAAUCAUUCAUAGAGAUCUGAAAACGAGCAACGUUUUACUGGACGCGGACCUGAAUCCCAAAAUUUCAGAUUUUGGGACUGCCAGAAUAUUUGGAGAGAAUGAGAUGCGCGGAAGUACAAUGAACAUUGUUGGGACAUAUGGUUAUAUGUCUCCUGAAUACGCCAUGGACGGGGUUUACUCCGAGAAGUCUGAUGUAUUUAGCUUCGGAAUCAUGAUUCUUGAGAUCAUAAGUGGAAAGAAGAAUACUUCUUUCUACGAUUCGGAUCGUCACCUGAACUUAAUAGGACAUGUCUGGGAUCUAUGGACAGAAGGAAGAAUUUCAGAAAUCACAGAUUCUUGUUUGGAUGAAACGAUCUCAACAAGGGAAGCACAAAAAUAUGUUCACGUUGGUUUAUUGUGUGUGCAAGAAAAAGCAGCAGAUAGACCAACAAUGUCAGAUGUGGUAUCUAUGCUCCUCAAGGAAUCAAUGGUUCUCGCCACUCCUAAGCGACCAGCUUUUGCUGAAAUUAUGACUCUUAACAAUACCAAGUUACCUCAAAAUCCAGAAUUUUGUUCUUUGAACGAGGUCACAAUUUCAGAUGUGCAGGGUAGAUGAUUAUUUCUUGGCCAGGCUUCUAUUUUCUUGCAGGGUAGAGAAAGGUGGGAAGCCGGCUGUAUCCUCAAGUUAGGGGUGGCCACUGGAGAUAAUCAGGUCUCAAUUCUUUUGUGGAUUCGUUUGGCAUUUGAGUUUGAUGACUAAUUAUUCAAGUAAUCGAACAUUAUUUUAUUGAUCAGGAGAUGCCAAAGGAGCAUACUUAGGUGAAGGGGUUGAAUUUAGUUCUGCAAGUUAGGUUGUUAGCCACUUGUUCGAAUUGUUCUAUAUUGUUGGUCUUUUGACUAGUUUAACUAUCUUUGAUUUUCUAGUAUCUUGUUAAGAUUAUUUAGGAAAUAUUUGUGUUUUGUUUGUUAUUGUAUCUUUAUAGAAGGGGAGAUGAUGAAUGAAA
Molecule: messenger RNA, 2461 nt
Organism: Coffea eugenioides
Lineage: Eukaryota; Viridiplantae; Streptophyta; Magnoliopsida; Gentianales; Rubiaceae
Product: cysteine-rich receptor-like protein kinase 25
Exons: 5
Coding region: 133-2073 (646 amino acids)
Biological process (GO): protein phosphorylation
Molecular function (GO): ATP binding; protein kinase activity
Source: RefSeq, a predicted model, not a curated record